Messenger RNA from Pectinophora gossypiella (pink bollworm), 669 nucleotides. RefSeq names its product calaxin-like. The transcript is spliced from 5 exons. Lineage: Eukaryota; Metazoa; Arthropoda; Insecta; Lepidoptera; Gelechiidae. Bases 1 to 669 code for a protein of 222 amino acids. The record is from RefSeq and is a predicted model, not a curated record. Gene Ontology annotation, molecular function: calcium ion binding.
AUGUCGGCGUCUUUAGAUUCAUCUUUGGAUCCUAUGGAAGAGAUCCGGUUUCGGAAGAAACAUUCUAGAACGUGGAUGGAAUUGCAGAAAGACACACAUUUCACUUUCGAUGAACUGGAACAAAUCAUGGUUAUAUUUUUCAAAAUUCAGAAACGUGACGAGAAGCCUGCUCCGUCCGAUUUGAUUUCCAGAGCCCAUUUUAGAGACGUGCUUCACACAGGUCUGGGUAUGACGGAUGCUUAUAUGAUGGAACGGGUUAUGGUAGCCCUUGACAGAGGCACUUCACCUUACGUUACUAUGGCAACUUUCGCCAAAGCUCUGUCCCUCUAUUUGCGCGGUGGUCUAGAGGAACGGAUUACGUACGCUUUUACGUGCUACGACUUAUUAAGCGAAGGUUCCUUGAGAAGGGAGACGAUGUAUCAGCUAUUAAAAAAGAGCUUAGCUAAGUCUUCCCGAGAUGAUGACGUUGAAGAAGCAGUUAAAGAGCUUGUUGACAUUAUGUUGAAGCGGAUGGAUGUAGACUUGGAUGGUGUAAUAAACUUUAACGAUUUCCACGAGUCUGUGACCAAAACUCCUCAGUUGCUGGAGAGUCUUGGCUACUGCCUGCCAGAACGACCUGCUGUAUACGCCUUCCUUGCAACUUGGUGUCCAAAUUGGGGCAAAAUGUAG